AUGCCCUGGUCCUUCGCCCUCCCAGAAGCGAUUUUCGCCUCACCACUCCUCUCCACAUUCACCCCCAUCGCGGCAGGAUGCACGGUGGGAUACUUGGUGAACCGGAAUGGCACAAAACCCCUCUACACCUCCCUAAAACAACCGCCCCUCGCCCCACCCCCCUGGCUUUUCGCCCCCGCCUGGACAACCCUCUACGCCCUAAUGGGCUACGCAGCCUACCACGCAACCUCCGCAACAUCGCUCGUCUUCCCACUCUCAACACUCACAUCGGCCUCAGAGGCCCGGUCGACGAUUCAGACCCUCUACACGACGCAAUUGCUCUUCAACUACGCGUGGAUGCCGCUGUUCUUCGGGCUGAGGAAGCCCCUUCUUGCCGCGGUGGAUAUGGCUGCGCUGUCUGUGAAUGUGGGGGUGCUUAUGCGGAUAUUUUGGGAUGCGGAUCGCACGGCGUUUUGGUGCUUUGUCCCGUAUGCGGCGUGGUUGGGGUUUGCGGCGUAUUUGAAUGUGGGGGUUGGGUGGUUGAAUGGGUGGGAGCUUGAUGGGAAGGGGGACAAGAAGGUGAAGGGGCGGAAGGAGUAA
This is a messenger RNA of Aspergillus calidoustus, 579 nucleotides long. The record is from the annotation of a GenBank genome assembly. NCBI's taxonomy places the organism in Eukaryota, Fungi, Ascomycota, Eurotiomycetes, Eurotiales, Aspergillaceae.